This is a messenger RNA of Schistocerca gregaria, 894 nucleotides long. RefSeq names its product thiamin pyrophosphokinase 1-like. Gene Ontology annotation, molecular function: thiamine binding; ATP binding; thiamine diphosphokinase activity. The transcript has 3 exons. Gene Ontology annotation, biological process: thiamine metabolic process; thiamine diphosphate biosynthetic process. Bases 10 to 831 code for a protein of 273 amino acids. Lineage: Eukaryota; Metazoa; Arthropoda; Insecta; Orthoptera; Acrididae. The record is from RefSeq and is a predicted model, not a curated record.
AGCCUGAGUAUGUAUAGUUACACAUGGCCAUGCAGAGGCUGGCUCUUUCCAAAAAAAGUGGUCAAGCACUUUGGAGACGCCCUCGCCUACCCCAGUGACACGGCUAAAAGCAACGCCGAUGCCUUUGGCCCGCUAAUAAUCGCCAAUCAAGUAUUACCGCCUCAUUUCGAAGCACUUUGGCAACACACGUACCCGAGGAUCUGCGCGGAUGGAGGUGCAAAUCGAGUCUAUGACCGGAUCAAGGAAUCUCACUUGAAUCCUGCAGACUAUGUACCGACUCACUGUAUUGGAGAUCUAGAUUCUGUUCGACAAGACACAAAAGACUUCUAUUUGCGCCAUAGGACAAAAUUUAUAUAUAUACCUUGCCAAGACAAGACAGACAUAGAUAAAGCUUUGGAUUUCUUAAAUUCUGAUGACGAAGGCAGUGGCGAACCUCGCUCAACCAAAAACUCUAAAGACAUAGUCCUAACCGGUGUUUUUGGAGGCAACAUAUCUCAGGAAUUGGGGAAUUUACACUCCUGUUGGGGGAUUGUAAACAAGCAGAUCACCCUGAUUGGAUGCAAUAACCUGUGUCUAAUCCUACAACGCGGACUUCAUAAAAUCCACACUCCUGUCGGCAUGAAAUGCGGUAUUAUUCCUUUGGGCAGUCCAGUUGAUUUCGUCAAAUCCUCUGGCCUGAAAUGGAAUUUAAAUAACCAGCAGCUCUCCUUUGAAAAUUUUAUAAGUACUUCCAAUGAAACUGUUAACUCAAUAGUCAGUAUAGAGGUUUCCUCUGCCUGCAUUUGGUCUUUUGACUAUGGCGAUAUAACCUCAUCAAAUGUAAAGCAGUAGUUUGUAUUUUAGCACAAUCAAUUUUUUUUGUAGUUAUUUGUUCGCUUACAACAUGUCAGAACA